AUGGAAGUUACCAACUUCGCUAUGCAGGCAAACAUUCCGUUCAACUUCACCCAGAGCAUGGCCUCAUUCAGUUCCUCCUGGCAGCCACCCGUCACGUCUCGCCCCUACCGCGUUAAUCUCCCGGAGGCGAAACAAGUUGACGCGAUCCUUGACCAAUAUCUUGUGGCAGGUUUGAUCCAACAUUCGACCUCGCCUUACUCGAGCCCUUUGGUAGUCAUACCGAAGAAAUCUGGUGGUGUUCGCACCACCGUCAAUUAUCGCAAGCUCAACAAGCUUUGUGCUUUGAGUCAGCUUCCGAUUCCUCGAGUCGAUGAUACUUUGGACAAGUUGUUGAAAGGGCGAAUUUAUUCAAUUUUUGACAUGAAAUCUUCGUUCCACCAAAUCACGGUGCACCGCGAUACAAUCCCUUUGACGGCAUUCGUGACGUCUUUCGGGCUUUUCGCGUGGUUGAAGAUGCCUCAAGGUAGUUCGGCUGCCUCUGGGUGGUUUUGCAAAGUUGUCAAGGAAGUCAUCAAAAAUCUCCGCGGUGUUGCAUCGUACUUGGAUGAUUUGAUCGUCUUUGAUGUCACCCCUGCUACUCAUGUUGGUACCAUGCGCGCACUCUUUGAGCGCUUGCGUGCGCACAACUUGAAACUCACGCCUCCGAAAGCUACUAUUGGCGCUACUGAAGCAGACUUCCUCGGACACACCAUCUCCCCUGACGGCGUUAGGCCUAACGGUGCCAAGGUUUCGGCCCUCACCAAAAUGCCUAUGCCCAAGGAUGUCAAGCAACUACGUUCCGUUCUCGGUGGUCUCAGCUACUACCGUAAGUUCCUCCCCAACAUGGCUAAACGCAUUCGACCUCUAACUACUCUACUCAAGAAGCAGGAGAAGUUUAUCUUUACCCCUUCCAUGGAGCAAGCCGUUCGCGUUUUGUUAGCUGAGUUGGCCAAUCCUCCUGUUUUGGUUUAUCCAGAUUGGGAUGCCUUUCAGACGGCUCGCGACCUUUUCAUCUUUACGGUGAUGCUAGUCGCGAUGGGUUUGGUGGGACUCUCGAACAAGAACAGCCAGAUGGUCCCACUCGCCCAAUUGUCUUCAUCAGUCGGGCUACUUCGGACUCAGAACGUCACUGGAUUCCCCUCGAUCUCGAGGCGGGUAGCAUCGUGUGGUGUAUCAAGCGCCUUCGCGGUUACUUGUGGGCGCUGGCUGGAAUUUCUUACCGCCUACAACUACACUCUCGAGUAUCGCAAGGGUUCCGCAAAUGGCAACGCUGAUUUCCUCUCACGCCUCCCAGUCGCUGCGGCUGAAUGCGACUGUUCGGGUCGCAGCCGUCUGACCCCGGCUGAGGAUGAGGAGGCGGUGUUUUUAAUCCGUUCGUGUGGCCUUACCCUUUCCGGUGAUCGGGCCGCGGACCGUUUCAGCCGCCGUGCUGAUACGUACGCGGUUACGGCUGCAGAAUUCACCGCCGAAGGCGCCGCUGACAUUCUUGUCAACAGGUAUAUCCCUUUGUGGGGUUGCUCGUUGAGUCUAUUGUCUGACAACGGCUCUCAGUUUUGCUCUAAACUGUCCCAAGCCGUGUAUGCCCGUCUUGCUAUCCGCAAAGUGGCUACUAGUUCGUACCAUCCCAAUGGAAACGGGGGUGUGGAGCGUGUCAACCACACUAUGGCUCAGAUGUUGGCUAUGGUCGUCAACGAACGACAAGAUGAUUGGGACAUUCAUCUCCCACACGUCGCGUUUGCUUACAACAAUUCCGUUAGCGCCGCUACCGGUUUAGCGCCCAAUGAGGUUCGCCUGACCAACAUCGCCAAACAAAUCGCCGUUAUCGUGCGAUGCGCAUUUGGGCCGCUACCAGGGAAUUGGCGCGUGCUCAAGGUGCGCGAGCUUUGCCUUCGGGCUACUCGCUUGUUUCCCGUUCAACAUGGGACCGUCGCUCCGCCAACACUCCUCUACCUGUGGGCGCCUUCUUCUGGUACAAGACACGAGAUGGACUCUGGUGGUUGGGCAAGAUUUCUGGACCACCUCUGCCGUCCUACUUCUACGUCGUCCUCUUCUUGGUCUAUCCUGGACUUGUCAAGCUCGCCCUUCCCGAUGUUCGCUUUUCUGCCGUAG
Molecule: messenger RNA, 2088 nt
Organism: Ectocarpus sp. CCAP 1310/34
Lineage: Eukaryota; Phaeophyceae; Ectocarpales; Ectocarpaceae
Source: the annotation of a GenBank genome assembly